Messenger RNA from Ctenocephalides felis (cat flea), 1578 nucleotides. RefSeq names its product poly(A)-specific ribonuclease PARN-like. Gene Ontology annotation, biological process: nuclear-transcribed mRNA poly(A) tail shortening. Gene Ontology annotation, molecular function: metal ion binding; poly(A)-specific ribonuclease activity; RNA binding. Lineage: Eukaryota; Metazoa; Arthropoda; Insecta; Siphonaptera; Pulicidae. Gene Ontology annotation, cellular component: cytoplasm; nucleus. The record is from RefSeq and is a predicted model, not a curated record.
UUUUACUAUAAUUACUUUAUAUAUCAGCAAUUAAUGUGAUUUAUAAUCAAACUUUAUACAUAAUUGUGCAACAUGGACGUAACUCGUGAAAAUUUCGAACAAUUACUUCCGAGUAUCCAAAACGAUAUCGACAAAGCUACUUUUAUAUCAAUUGAUGGCGAAUUCACAGGCGUCACAUCCUAUAGAGAAUUGACACCUUUUGAUACAUUAACCGAGUACUAUACAAAAUUCAGAACCGGUUCAAAAGACCACUUACUAAUCCAACUAGGACUAUCUAUAUUUACAUACGACGAUGAUACCAAGUCUUAUCGAAACAAAUGUUAUAACUCAUAUGCUUUUCCAAAACCUCACGGACGACAGGCUGCUAAUUAUAGUUUUUUAAGCCAGACCUCUUCAAUGAUCUUUCUUGCGGAACAAGGUUUUGAUUUUAACAAACUGUUUAGAUAUGGUAUUCCUUAUUUGAAGGAUGAGGAGUCUUAUCUUUAUGAGCAAAUGGAGGAGAAAAAUAAGUUGCGGGAGGAAGGGAAUUUGAAUGAACAGAAUCAUAUAUCUGUACCUGAUAUUGAUAAAGAAUUUGUGGACAAAAUCAGUAAAAAUGUUGAAGAAUUUUUGGAGUCUGAAGAAAAUGAAUUAAUACUUGAUCGAUGUAAUUCAUUUUUGAGACGAUUGCUGUAUCAAGAGCUUGAAGCAAGAUUUAAAAAUAAGUUAUUUUUAGAAACACGAACAUUAGAAAACCAUAAUGUAGUUCUCGUAGUACAAAAGGCUUUAACACCAGAACAAUUAGCUGAAAAAGAAGCCCAACGAAAAGAACGUGAGGAACGUGAAUUAAAAGAAAGCGUUGGGUUAAGUCGGUUGAUUCAAUAUCUUUCCAAUUUAGGGAAACUAAUAGUUGGUCACAAUAUGCUUCUGGACAUCAUGCAUAUGAUAAAACAAUUUUUUGGACCUCUUCCUGAAGAUUAUCAAGAUUUUAAAGAUUUGGUACAUGAUUUGUUCCCAAGAAUAGUUGAUACAAAAGUUUUAUCAAACGCACCAGUAUUCAAAGAUAAAAUCAACUCAAGUGUUUUGGGGCACUUGUUAGCGACUUGUUCAGAGGAGCCUUUUAAAAUUCCUACAAUAGAACAGGAUAACAAAGAGUUCGGUUACAAAGAUAACGAGAGCAAAGAGCACGAGGCUGCCUAUGAUGCUUUCAUCACUGGCAAAUGUUUUUUGAGUAUGGUUAAUUAUUUAAAAAAUACUGAAGAUGAAAAUUGGAGUUUUGAUUUAGAAGUUAUAUCACCGUUUAUAAAUGCUAUACACUUGAUGCGAUUACACGACAUUCCGUAUAUGAAAUUAAACGGCAAAGACGUUGUUCCAUCACGAAAUCAUGUGUUCCAUGUGACUUUUCCCAAAGAAUGGAAAACUACAGAUGUUUCUCAACUCUUCAGUGCAUACGGGACUGUCCAAGUAUUUUGGCUGACAGAUGGAACAGCUUUUGUAGCUUUGCACAGGAAAAGAAAAUGCUUCUGCAGCUUCAAAAGCAUUUUCCAAAAAACUUCAACAAAUUAUAAAGUGCAAUCGUAUUAUCAGUACAGAGGAUAA